CUAUCUCAUAAGUGGUGGAGUACCUUUUAUUAUUUGUGGAGUAACUGCUGGAACCAACAUGAAAAACUAUGGGAAUGAAGAUAAUGCGCCUUACUGUUGGAUGGCUUGGGAGCCCAGCCUUGGUGCAUUCUAUGGUCCUGUUGCAUUAAUUGUUCUUGUCACCUGUAUUUAUUUCCUCUGCACCUAUGUGCAGCUGAAACGGCAUCCUGAGCGGAAGUAUGAAUUAAAGGAAAGGACAGAGGAGCAGCAGAGGCUGGCAGGUGCAGAAAUGGGUCACAGUCAUAUGGCUGAAGGUGGGCCAGUUGCCCAGGCAACCUGCUCCAUGAUUUCAUCGUCACUGCUGGAAAAUGAGCAUUCGUUCAAGGCUCAGCUCCGAGCUGCUGCAUUCACCCUUUUCCUUUUUACAGCAACCUGGACCUUUGGGGCUCUUGCUGUAUCGCAAGGGCAUUUCCUGGAUAUGAUCUUCAGCUGCCUGUAUGGAGCAUUCUGUGUAACUCUAGGGCUCUUCACCUUGAUUCAUCACUGUGCAAAACGAGACGAUGUUUGGCAUUGUUGGUGGUCCUGCUGUCCAUCCAAAAGGAAUGCAUACCCUGUGCCAGCCAACGCUCGGCAGAAAGUAAAUGUCAACGGAGAUGCCCAGGGGCAUGCAACCUGCAUACAGGAAUCACCAUGUCCUAAUAAAUCACCUAUGUACAAUCACCCUUCUGUGGCCCACUGCAAACUCACCAAUUUACAAGCUGCUCAGAAUCAUGUAAACUGCCUUUCCCCAGUCACGCCAUGCUGUGCAAAGAUUCACUGUGAACAGUUAAUGGAAGAUGAAGCUCACAUCCAUGUACAUAAUGAAGGUGCUUUCAGACCCAACAUGCACGUGCAUAGGUGUCUAAAGAGCAGAACUAAGCCACGCUACUUCAGUCGACAUAGGUCAGCCGCAGAAAGGGAGUAUGCGUAUCACAUUCCUUCUAGUAUUGAUGGAAGUAUCCACAGCUCGCACACAGACAGUCCACACAGUACACAUGAGGGCCACACAGGCCACCGACGGGGCUGUUGUGCUGCAAGUGAUUAUCCCACCAUCAGCCAACCGGAAAGCAGCGAUGCAAGUACUGCAAUAUUUAGUUGUGGCAAAAUGCCUGACUCAGAAACUGUGCACCAUACUCACUUUGAGAUGCAACCAAGGAGACAAUCAUUCCCUUUUAACACAACAAAUCCCAACGGGGUACCCAAGGGUAGCAUGCACGAAGCCAUGAUAUAUAGUUCCGAUAAUACAGGAAAUAUAAAAACAGGUCCUUGGAGAAACGAAACUACUGUGUAGUUCUGGGCCUUGCUCAUACAUUUCUCCCUGCGGUGGUAAAAA
Messenger RNA from Nanorana parkeri, 1351 nucleotides. It is a transcript of the gene ADGRA1, whose product is annotated as adhesion G protein-coupled receptor A1. The record is from RefSeq and is a predicted model, not a curated record. NCBI's taxonomy places the organism in Eukaryota, Metazoa, Chordata, Amphibia, Anura, Dicroglossidae. Gene Ontology annotation, molecular function: G protein-coupled receptor activity. Gene Ontology annotation, cellular component: glutamatergic synapse; postsynaptic density; plasma membrane. Gene Ontology annotation, biological process: G protein-coupled receptor signaling pathway; cell surface receptor signaling pathway. Bases 59 to 1309 code for a protein of 416 amino acids. The transcript is spliced from 2 exons.